ACAGAUGACAUAGCAGCAGAUGUAGCCUACUAACGGUGGACGUGGCUGCGGUGGUGGUGGUGAUAGAAAUUUGACCCAGGAUUAUCUUAAAGUAUCGAAGGCUAAGACGGAAGUAAAGAAAUAGAGGUGGAUCCAAGAUGGAGGAGAUUCUAAUCUUACAAAUGGGAGGCACCAUCGAUAAGGACUAUCCGAAGACGAAGGGAGGGCGCGCCUUCGAAGUUGGCGAGCCUUCGGUGCGGCGAGUGCUGGCCCGUCUGCGUCCAGCCCGCUCCAUCAUCACCUCCCUUGAUACCGUGUGCAGGAAGGACAGCCUCGACCUCACCGAGGACGACAGACACUCACUGGUUGCUCGGGUGACGGAGGCCAAUCAGACGCGAGUGGUGGUGACUCAUGGCACUGACUCCCUCAUCGACACAGCUACGCAUCUGGCCAAGCACUUGCCGCAACGUGACGUCAAUGCCAAGACUAUUGUGUUCACGGGAGCACACACCCCGGAGAAGUUCAGGGACUCAGAUGCAGACUUCAACAUCGGGGUAGCCAUUGGGGCGGUGCAGGCGGUCGGCCCUGGAGUAUGGGUGACCAUGAAUGGGAUUUUGCUGCAUUGGGACCGCGUAGAGCGGGACGACACCGGGCAAUUUGUGCCUCGUAGACGUCAACUGUCAGUUACUGUGUAAACCACUGCCUCUAUUUUAACGUCGUUUCGUUCUUUUCCUUCUCUUCUUCCUUAUUCCUCUUCUUCUCAUGAAGAUACAGAUUUCUUCUCUCUCUCUACUCACCCUUUCCCAAGUCUUUUCUCCCCUCCUUUGUUUUAGUUGGUAUGGUUGAUUUGUUAUGUAUCUCCUACUCCUUAAUACCCUCUUUAUAAGCUUAUAAUCCUAGAAGCACAUAUUUUCUCCUCAUCCUUUUCCUUUUUUCGCCAUCCGUUAUCUUCGUUAUUCUAUAGUUCCUUCUCCAUUUAAUAAAAGUGUAGUGACAACACAAAA
Messenger RNA from Eriocheir sinensis (Chinese mitten crab), 983 nucleotides. RefSeq lists its product as uncharacterized. NCBI's taxonomy places the organism in Eukaryota, Metazoa, Arthropoda, Malacostraca, Decapoda, Varunidae. The transcript has 5 exons. The record is from RefSeq and is a predicted model, not a curated record. The coding region runs from base 138 to 674 and encodes 178 amino acids.